Messenger RNA from Callorhinchus milii (elephant shark), 1794 nucleotides. RefSeq names its product SRY-box transcription factor 30. The transcript is spliced from 6 exons. Gene Ontology annotation, molecular function: DNA-binding transcription factor activity, RNA polymerase II-specific; sequence-specific double-stranded DNA binding. Gene Ontology annotation, biological process: regulation of transcription by RNA polymerase II. Gene Ontology annotation, cellular component: nucleus. The record is from RefSeq and is a predicted model, not a curated record. Bases 1 to 1794 code for a protein of 597 amino acids. Lineage: Eukaryota; Metazoa; Chordata; Chondrichthyes; Chimaeriformes; Callorhinchidae.
AUGGAGGCCUCUCCGAAUAAAACUAUCCAGGUAACAGCCGAGGAGGACGAGGAGGUGGCGGCGCAGAGUGAAAAUAAGUUUGUUUUAGGAUUAAGCUCAAGAAAGGAUCAAAACGUUACUACUGCGAACAAAGUUGGCCAACAUGUGACUGAGAAGAUAAAAUUAGAAGACGAUGAUUAUUACAAGGCAUCUAGUUCCAACAGAGGAGCUCAACCGAGUAAAGAUGUGUUGUUCCUGAAGGAUUUGAAUGGUACUGAUGGGUCCCAACAUCCUGAUCUGAAGCUUCCUAUAACUUUACAUGCCCUCCCACCUGGGAUCAAAUUUCAGCUUCAAGGCUCUUCUUCUACAUGUGAUGUGGUAAAAUUUGCCAAAUUGCCUGGACAAUUAGCACCAAGCAACCUAAGUGACAUCAGGCUGCAGACACAAGUGGAUCCUUCUAUGAAGAUCAAUACUAUAAAUGUUCCCCUUACUGUCCCUCCUACAGAUGCAGAAAUCAAUGAUAUGCCACCCUCCAAAGAUAGAAGUGGGCAUAUAAAACGUCCAAUGAAUGCAUUUAUGGUUUGGGCACGAAUCCACAGGCCAUCACUAGCCAAGGCUAACCCUAACGCUAACAAUGCUGAAAUUAGCGUCCAACUCGGACUGGAAUGGAACAAACUGACAGAAGAACAGAAGAAACCUUACUAUGAUGAAGCACAGAAGAUUAAAGAAAAACACAGGGAGGAAUUUCCUGGUUGGGUGUACCAGCCACGACCAGGGAAAAAAAAAAGAUUUGCAUUGGGUGUUCCUUCAAAUGUCUUCUCUGGCAGUGGUCAAAAUAUUGUUACUACCACACCGGCUACCAUUUACCCUUAUCGACCUGCAACCUAUUCUGUAGUCAUCCCGAAUCUCCAGACAAGCGUCAACCGCCCAUCAGUUAUUGGUCAAAGUCAGUCUUUACGGAUGCCAGUCACUCAAGGUCAACGUCCAAAUUCAAUUAUAUUGUAUCCACAAACAAAUCCUGUCCAGGUUGGUUUGUCCACUCAGAGCAUGCCCAGUCACUCCACUGUGCCAGCUCCUUGCCCUCCAGGACAUGGCAGGAGUGAGGUGCAUCACGAGGUUCCUGGUCCCAGUGCAGCAUCUAAUUGUACAGAGCAAAGAAUACCUACAAUGACCGUCGAUGUUGGCAAAAGAAAUUCUACCAAUGAGACUAACAACCUUCACAGCAGAAAUGUCAUCCCUGAAGUACCAGCACAAAAGGAGAUACCAACGGUUUCUAGCUGUCCCAGAAAUCCGCCACCAAUGCCUUCAGGAUCCCUUCCUCACCCACAUGCCUACCAGCACCCACCAAUGGGACAUGCUGCUAAUCUGUUUGGAGCUGCUGCUCGCUUUCCCUUUCAUCAUCCCUAUUUCCUACCUGGGCCACCCUACUUCCCCUCAAGUACUUGUCCUUAUAGCAGACCACCCUAUGGCUAUGGUGAUUUUGCAAACAGCAUGUCUGAAUGCCUUGGGUACUACGAGGACCGAUAUCAAAAGCACGAGGCCAUGUUCUCAGCCUUGAAUAGGGACUACCCCUUUCGGGAGUAUCCAGAUGACUGCCAACGCAAUACAGACUCCAGGAGCAACAGCAGCAUUGAGGAAGGACCACAUCCCAGCAGCCUGGGAGGAGAAGAAUACCUGAACUCAGUUCCUCAGUUGGAUGUUGGCGCACUGGAGAAUGUCUUCACAACCCCAAUGUCUGCUCCAUCACAGCCGCAGAGAGUGGAGAUGGUCCAUAGCGAUGACGAACAGGAAGGCAAAGUAUUAAAAAGUCUGUAG